Molecule: messenger RNA, 1836 nt
Organism: Alosa sapidissima (American shad)
Lineage: Eukaryota; Metazoa; Chordata; Actinopteri; Clupeiformes; Clupeidae
Gene: mtap
Product: methylthioadenosine phosphorylase
Exons: 8
Coding region: 115-957 (280 amino acids)
Biological process (GO): nucleoside metabolic process
Cellular component (GO): cytosol
Molecular function (GO): S-methyl-5-thioadenosine phosphorylase activity
Source: RefSeq, a predicted model, not a curated record
UAUGAUAUAACAAUCCAUCACAUCCAACCGAGCUAAGAAGUCUCCGCCCUCUUCUGACGUGACAGGAAGGAAGUAACCGAUCUGAACUACAGGGGGGAAAUAAUCGAAGAAAAUAUGGCACCUGGUUUGCAAAUUAAGAUUGGAAUUAUUGGAGGGUCAGGCCUUGAUGACCCAGACAUCUUGGAGGAAAGGACAGAGCGCUAUGUGGACACACCCUUUGGGAAGCCUUCAGAUGCACUUAUUGUGGGAAAGAUAAAAAAUGUGGAAUGUGUGCUACUGGCCAGGCAUGGCAGACAGCACACUAUAAUGCCUACUAAUGUAAACUACCAGGCCAACAUCUGGGCCCUGAAGGAAGAAGGCUGUACCCACCUUCUGGUCACCACAGCCUGUGGGUCUCUACGAGAGGAGAUUCAGCCUGGUGACAUUGUUAUUCUUGACCAGUUCAUUGACAGGACCACCAAGAGACCUCAAACAUUUUACGAUGGUAGGCCGAGUAGCCCACCCGGCGUGUGUCAUAUUCCCAUGGCCGAACCUUUUUGUCCCCGUACUAGGGAGGUGCUCCUGGAGGUGGCCCGUACCCUCGGGGUCAAGUGCCACCCAAGGGGUACGAUGAUUACCAUCGAGGGGCCGCGCUUCUCCUCACGGGCUGAGUCUCUCAUGUUCCGGCAGUGGGGUGCCGAUGUCAUCAACAUGACCACAGUUCCUGAAGUGGUGCUGGCCAAGGAGGCUGGCCUGUGCUAUGCUAGUAUUGCCAUGGCAACUGAUUAUGACUGCUGGAAGGAACAUGAGGAGGCGGUAUGUGUUGACAAUGUUUUGAAAACUAUGAAGGAGAAUGCCAAUAAGGCCAGCAGUAUCCUGCUCACAGCAAUCCCUCAGAUCUGCCAGAUGGACUGGGAAGCGACCCUAAAGACCAUGAGUGCAAUGGUGCAGUCCUCGGUAAUGCUGCCCAAACACUGAGAUAAGGUGGUCACCUCCUGCAGCACCGAUCCCGCAGCCUGUCUUCCGUCUUGCAUCAUAGUUUGAAAAAGUACAAAGUGCCUGAUGUGCAUGUUUAUGUGCAUGUGUCAUUCAUUCUUUGUACAAAACCACUAUCAUUUCUUUCAGACCGAGUACAUAUGUUUAUUUGUUCAAUAAUUUACAUUUUCUUUUAAAUACUCAAAACUUGAUUGUGUAUGCAAUAGGUCAGUCUGACAAAAUAAUAGAUCGUGUCUGUUUCAACAUAUUUUUUCUUUACAGAAUAAUCAUCAAAACAAAUAAGUUGUGGACCAGCUGCAUAGUUGCACAUAAUGUUAGAGUACAGCAGGGACAAGGCCUUUUCAGAUUGAUGUACCGUCCAUGAGACAUAAAUAGAUGUCAGUGAUAUCGGAGGAUAAAAAUGAGGUCAGAGUUAUGGGGUGAAACAGUUGCCGUUGAAACCUAGGGCAGUUCUCGAGUCACGUGUUUUAGAAUGCUUCAUGUAAAAUGGUAACAUUUCUCCAUUUUCAAGGCACAAUCAUAUUUUCAUUCUUUCAUUGGAAAAGAGUGAAAGGAAUGAAACUAUGGUUUAAAAAACUGAAAUAAUACAUGUGUAGACAUGCACUACCUGAACAAUUUGAAUUUGACUGAUUAUGUGUAGGUGCUGUUUCGGUAAAAUAUCUAUUCUCUCUGAAUGUUGCCACACUCAUUUUGAAACCGGAAGUUUAAAUCCAAAUGGUGGUCAAUAAAAACAAGUUUGUUUGCCAUGUUUCAAUACAAUACAAAGGUCUGAUAGAUCAAUGUAUGCCUGCCUUUGCUUUACUUAUAAGCCUUACUUUUAUGACAUUCAACUGAGUGAAUAAAACUUCACAAUUCCCUGUC